GCGCGGCGGCGGGCGGGGGGAGGACUGCCGGCGGGGCCGGAGAGGGCGGCGGCGGGGCCCGGGGGGACUGCGGCCUCCCCGGGGCACCUCGGUGCCUGCGGCGGGGCGUGUCCCUGCACCCAGGGGUGCCCUCACGCCCAUGGGCUACUCGCUGCUCAUGGGGUGCCCCCUGCACCCAAGGGUGCCUCGCCACCUGCAGGGUGCCCCCAGCACACAGGGUGCCUCCCUGCCCGUGGGCUGCCCCCUGCUGACUGCCUGGAGUGCCCCCCUGCACCCGGGGGUGCCUUGCCGCCCAUGGUGUGCUCCCGCUCCCGUGGGGGGCCCCCUGCACCCAGGGUUUUUUCUGCACCCAGGGGUGCCUCACUGCCUGCAGCGUGCUCCCUACACCCAGGGUGCCCCCCUGUUCAUAGGGUGCCCCCCUGCACCCAGGAUGCCUCAUUGCCCAUGGGGUGCACAUGUCACUGCACCCCAGUCACUGCCUGCGGGGUGCCCUCCUUGCACCCCAGGCUGCACCCUCACCCCUGGGUGCCAGUGUCCCCACAGCCUGGGCGUACCACAGGGCCAUGCAGUCCCAUGCCACCCCAGACUCGCCGCCGGCCGCCCAGGCACACGCAGGGCUAUUUUUGGGCCAUAGCGUGGCCCAGCAGUGCCAGGGGCCCCACGUCACGGGGGCGGCCAGGCCCUGCCGCCUCGGCAUCGCUCUCAUUCCAGCCGGCGCGUGGGGAGCAGCAGCACGGCCUGACCCAGCACCGCACAGCCGAUCCCCCGGCUUGCAGACAGGGAGAGAUGGCUGGUGGCAUUUUCUCCCCACUGGGGAGCUGCUCGGAGCUGGAGAAGGCCAACUGUCACCCACUGGUCUGCCUGCUCUGUCACGAGCCCUACCAGCACCCCUGCCUGCUUGACUGCUACCACAACUUCUGCGCCAGCUGCCUGCGGGGCCGCGCCAGCGACGGCCGCCUGCACUGCCCACUCUGCGGGCACCCCUCGGUGGUGAGGGGGGGCACAGGAUUGCCCCCCGUGGACCGGCUCCUGCAGUUCCUGGUGGACAGCUCGGCUGACAGUGAGGAAGAUGUGCAGUGUGCCAACUGCGACCGGCGCUGCGCCAAGGCGGAGCUGGACACCAUGUACUUCUGCAACACCUGUGGGCAGCCCCUCUGUGCCCCGUGCCGCGAGGAGACCCACCGUGCCAAGAUGUUUGCCCGCCACGAGAUAGUCUCCCUCUCCAAGCGCACCAAAGACAUCCACAAGAAGUGCUCGCUGCAUGAGGAGCCCUACAUCAUGUUCUCCACUGAGAAGAAGUCCAUGCUCUGCAUCAACUGCUUCAGGGACAUGCAGGGGGAGAGCCGGGCACACUGCAUCGACAUUGAGACAGCGUACAUGCAGGGCUGCCAGCGGCUGGACCAGGCAGUGAUGGCUGUGAAGGAGCUGCAGACCUCCACCCGCGAAGCCAUCGUCCUCCUCAAGGCCAUGAUCGAGGAGGUGCGCAACAGUGCCAGCGAGGAGGAGGCGGCCAUCAACUCCCUCUUUGGCCGCAUGCAGGAGCAGCUCUCCGAGAGGAAGAAGGCGCUUCUGAAAGCCGUGCAGAGCCAGCAUGAGGAGAAGGAGAAGGCGUUCAAGGAGCAGCUCGCCCACCUUGCCUCCUUGCUGCCCACCCUGCAGGUCCACCUGGUGACCUGCUCGGCAUUCCUGAGCUCCGCCAACAAAGCAGAGUUUCUGGACCUGGGCUACCAACUGAUGGAGAGGCUGCAGAGGAUCGUCAAGCUGCCACACCGCCUGCGGCCGGCCCAGACCAGCAAGAUCAACAGCGAGUACCGGGCAGAGUUUGCCCGCUGCCUGGAGCCCCUGCUGAUGCUCAGCCCACGCCGCUCCGUGGUCAGCAGCGCCAGCGGCAUCGGUGCUGGCAUCGCUGGCACAAACAUGCUCCCUGGCGGCCAAUGCUCCAAGACCCUCAUGGUGCCCGGCUGCCCCGCUGCUGGCGAUAAAAUGUCUGCUGGCCCCAUGGUGCGGAAACCAACGAUGCACCGGUACAUCAGCACCAAGGUCCUGCUGGCCGAGGGGCGCGAGACCCCCUUUGCCGAGCACUGCCGCAACUAUGAGAACACCUACCGGAUGCUGCAGACAGAGAUUCAGGGCCUGAAGGACCAGGUGCAGGAACUGCACCGUGACCUCACCAAGCACCACUCACUCAUCAAGACGGAGAUUAUGAGUGAGAUCCUGCAGAAGUCCUUGCAGAUGGAUGUGCAGAUUGCGGCUCACUACUCUGCUGUGGAGAUGAUGCGCAGCGUCUUCGAGGAGAUCUGGGAGGAGACGUACCAGCGGGUGGCAAAUGAGCAGGAGAUCUACGAAGCCCAGCUCCACGACCUGCUGCAGCUGCGGCAGGAGAACAGCUGCCUGACCACCAUCACCAAGCAGAUCGCGCCAUACGUCCGCUCCAUUGCCAAGGUGAAGGAGCGGCUGGAGCCUAGGCUGCAGGAGCCCCGGGAGCCCAAGGAGGAACAGACACAGAUGCUGCUCAAGAUCUGCGAUGACAGCGAAGCAGUGCCAAGGGAUGUAUUACCUGGCAGCAAGGAGGGGGCUCUGGCCAGCCCUGGGGAGGGCUGCGUGCCCAGUAGCACCCCUGGAGACCCCUCCCCAAAGAGCAAAGACUGCUGCAAGGGCCAGCAGAAAAGCGGGGCCGAGAGCACCACCCAGAAAGAGCUCGCACCGUAGAGCCCGCCACCAAGCAAGCACACAGAGCCACAGAAGCCAUGCCCUGGUUGUCAACCAGCUCCUCUUGCCUCGUGCCAUGAGCAAAGGCAGGAACACACAGCCCGGGCACAGUGUAUCAAAAGCCUGCCUUAGGAAGACUUUGUUAGUCUGAAAAAAAUAAUUGCCUUCAUACUCUCCCGCUCGUGUGGUAAAGUGAAAUAAAAGGGCGCAAGUGUAUGUGUCCGCUUGGUUCUGUGGCUCUGGACAAAACAGGCCUGCCAGCUUCAGGUGCCCAGCCCUCCUAAAACCACAACGCUGGCAAACAGGGGGGGAAAACCCAACCCUGGCUGGGCAGAGCCAGGAUCUUGGUGCAUCCUGCGAAGCGCCGACAGGCAGCAGAACACAAAUGCAGGCAGGGUGGAGGGCUCUGCUCCUUGCGC
Molecule: messenger RNA, 3128 nt
Organism: Falco peregrinus (peregrine falcon)
Lineage: Eukaryota; Metazoa; Chordata; Aves; Falconiformes; Falconidae
Gene: RNF207
Product: ring finger protein 207
Exons: 18
Coding region: 295-2709 (804 amino acids)
Biological process (GO): regulation of cardiac muscle contraction; regulation of heart looping
Cellular component (GO): perinuclear region of cytoplasm
Molecular function (GO): transmembrane transporter binding; Hsp70 protein binding; zinc ion binding
Source: RefSeq, a predicted model, not a curated record